CCCAUGUUUACCGACACCAGGUGGCUUCCGGUAUCAUGGCUGUCAAUCAUUGAAUAAGAUUGUGUUGAUUAUGACUUUAGUAGUGAUGUUGUGUUUUCAUGUUUAAGAAAUGGACCCCACCAGCAAGGAAAGUGAAGAAUCAACUAAUGAUGAGAAGAAGUCAGCGGUCGCGGGUUCAGAUGUGCACCAUGAGGCAGGAAUCGGCGAAGAGAACGUGGAAGACGCUGAUAUUGAUAACGAAGAUCGUGAUGAUAUUUACAUGGUACCGGGCUCGAGUUCGGGAAACGGAGGGUCCGAAACCAUGCAUUCAAGCAUGUUACGCAUACCAACACCUGAAGAAUCUAAUUUUCUCAUGGAAAAUAAAAAUACAAACAGGAAAACUGGUGCAGAUAUGAAAAUUCUUGUUAGCUACUUAAAAUCUUUGAAUGAAAAGCGCCCACCAGAAUGCAUCCCACCUAUAGAACUUGAUAAAUACCUGUCCUCCUUCUUCAUGGUUGUAAGAAAGUUUGAUGGAGCGGAGUAUGAGCCCUGCAGCUUAAGGGCAAUGCUGGCUAGCAUUGAGCGGUACCUGAAACUAAAAUGUUACCCAACAUCUUUGACCAGAGAUAUUCACUUUGCAAAGACAAGAGCUGCCUUGAAGCUCAAGCAACAAAUGUUGAAACAAAUGGGUAAAGGUGUGAAGUCACAGAUAUCAUCAACAUCACAUGUCAUGGAACAGAGAUUGUCACAGUUAUGCAAAUCUCAAGAAUUUGGACCUUACACCCCUGUGUCAGUGCUAUUUUCUCUGUGCUUUGUUUUUGUUGUGAAUUUAAAAAUGAGAAAAGCAACAGAACACAAGAAAUUGUUGUGGGGAGACAUAAUGUUAGGAGUAGAAGAGGAGUCUGGGAGGGAAUAUCUUGCAUUUUCUCCACAAAUGCUGCACAGAACAGCAAACAGUCACUUGCGUCAAGCCCGGCAGAUGAUAUGGAGCAAGCCGGAGAUACCAGAACAGGAUCCUGUAGCUUUGUACAAAUUAUAUGCAGAAAAAAGACCUAUUGCUGCCAAUCACAGAUACUCUCCAUUUUACCUGGGUGUAAAUGUGAAUCAACCUGCCCCUGCUCAGUCAUGGUAUCGCCCUUGUGCUCUAGGUAUGAACAAGCUUAAUGAGAUGGUGAGACAGAUUCGUGACCUAACAGGAAUGGCUGCCCAAGUUGCCCCGUCAGAGGGUACUGCUGUUGUAACAGGUGAUGGAGACUCAAACUGUGACUCUACAAAUGCCUCAUCAGUUGAUAAUGACGAGGGAGAAUUGAACACAAGCCAGAAUGACAGCUACAGUCGACAAGACAGUAAGGUGUCUGAUGUUCUGGCAUACCAUGUGAUUGCACAACCAGAUUCUGAACUGGACUCUAGUGAUAGCCUGUCCCAUCAGUCCCUCUCAUUUAAUGAAGAAAUAGUAGAUGAUGUUGCUGACCAACAGGACAACUGCCAUGGAACUGUGUCAGGAUACUCCACUGAUGAUAACAUUGCUAACGAACCUCACCAUUCAGAGCACACUGAUGAUAUUGAUUUAGCUACAGCUAAACAUCAGCUCUCUGGGAUUUUGCAAAGGAUGGAUAUUUUGGAUCUGGUAGCGUUUGACCAGUGGUUGAAGAAAAUGAAGAUUGGUCGCGACACUGCAACAGGUGAGAUAGUCUGCCGAGAGGAUGGACGAGGGAUGCAGAGUGUCAGUCAACUGCUGUCCCGCAAGAGAAGUCAUGAUUCUGAUGUCCUUGACCUUAGCCCAGACAAGACUAAGUUAGAAAGUCUGCAAGAGUCAACCAAUAUCACCCUCAACAUCUCCCUCACCCCACAGGCUCUCCUGGGUGGGGGACCAGUCACAGUCACCGCCCACACUUCCAGGGCGCCUCCCGUCACAGACAUCCCUGACGAUGGCCCAGCCCAGAACAAGAAUCAAGACAAAAUACCACCCACAAAAUCCAGCACUCCAUCUGGGAUAGCCAAGUCAGUGUAUCCUAUUCACAUCAUCCCCAACGCCACAUCCGAAAGCAGUACAACGAAAUAUUCACGUCUUUCACCAGGUGUGACCAAAAGAGAAGGACUAUAUUCUUACAGCAGCAUCGCAGCACGGGGAGGAUCGAGUUACCUGAGACAGUUGACUUCUGGACACGGGACCGCUGUGUCCAGUAACUCUGGCCGCCCAGCCACCUCCACCCACCACUCCACACUCUCGCACAGAUCUGAACCUUCCAUAGUCAAGACAGUGCUGCAGCAAACCCUUCGCCCCGCAUCCAAGGCAGAUUUCUCUCAUUACUUGUCUAGAUCCAUGUAUCACCAUCCUACCAGCAGUAGCCUCACCAAUGGGCAUUCAGCUAUUAUACCAGAACCAGGUUCGGGACCAGUCUUCCCCAAGCCUGAACCAGUUUGAACGAAAGUCACAACUAUCAUGUCUAGUCCUGAUGCCACCUACUCAUAAAUAUUCGUCAUUUGCUCAUCUGUAACCAAAAGUAUCAUUUGAAGAGUUAACACCCAACGAUUUUUUCAUAUUUAUAUAAAGAUAUUAUUGUUGACCCAGUGAUAUACAUGUACACAUGAUGUAGGGCAGUAGUUGUGGUGGAUCUUGGAGGGUGGGUGGAUCUUGUAGGAUGGGUGGAUCUUAUAGGUCAGGUGGAUCUUGCUGGGUGGGUAAUUAUUAGCGUUGGUGGAAGUGAUCUUGUCCAUAAUGCAUUUAUUCUGUAUACAGGGACUACACGGACACAUACUUAGAUCUGCAGUUAGUUUGUUUAUGAUGAUGAGGAUAGAGAUGAGUGUUGUUCAUUUCAUGCGGCUUAUGAAUCUUACAAUAUCAAACAUUUAUCUGUUCUGUGAUAAGAAUCAUGUUAGUUGAGUACAUCACGCAGAUUGAAGAACAUUGUUCAGUUACUGUUUGGGGUCAAAUGAUUUGUAAAUGUAUUUGAUUGCUCACAUGUCAUUCCACUUAAGGUGCACAGUAGAUGAAGCUAUAUCUAAACCAAAUGUAUGCUGAUAAGAUCACUUUGUACAACUUCCAAAAUAAGUGCUCUUGGCACUUACAAAGACUGCACAGGGGUGCUUAUCAAGUAACAGCGUUCCCGUAUACUGGUAAUUACCAGUUUUUUACCCUUUAAAAUUAGGCUUGACCCAGUAAUUCAUGGGACUGCCAGUCCCUGUGGGCCAGUAAAUAAAGUACCAUAUAAAUCUUGUUGAACAAAACAUCGGUGAUAUUCAUACAAGUACCUUCUGUUUGUUACCAUCAGGGUUUCCCCUGGUCUUUUUCUAGGUUAAAUAUCCAUUUGUAGCGACUUCAUCUCGAAAUAUU
Haliotis rufescens (red abalone) is the source of this 3313-nucleotide messenger RNA. RefSeq lists its product as uncharacterized. The transcript is spliced from 3 exons. NCBI's taxonomy places the organism in Eukaryota, Metazoa, Mollusca, Gastropoda, Lepetellida, Haliotidae. The record is from RefSeq and is a predicted model, not a curated record. The coding region runs from base 110 to 2404 and encodes 764 amino acids.